GGGGUGGUUUUGGGGGAACCGGCUUAGUGACUCGGGGUCUAAUGUCACUUCGCUGAAAAGAGCAGAAACUCAUGACUCCAACAAUUGGCUCUUAACCCUUUAAAAAAUUUCAAAAUCUCAAGUAUUGCGAGUUUUGCCUCCUGGUGUAAUACCAUACAUUGGAAGAGUGUUAAACGAGACAUCUUGACACUUACCGAAGUACCUGCCAGGCCAGUCUUUAAUUACAUCUACUUUGUAGGACACCUACAGGAAAUUGACAUUGUCGACCUAGUGUCAUGGUUGUUGAGCCCAGUCUAGGCCAAAUUGUGCUGAUUUUCAACAAUUGUGUGAAAAAUCUGCCUUUGGAUUAUAUUUGCCUGAAAUUACCUUUGCAAUGUCAUAAUUACUUGAAAAAUUGGCACUCUGUGCAGAAAUUGUUGGCACCAUGCCCUUAACUUUGGGUGUUUUUAUUUAGUACAUGCAUGCUCUGAAAUUGUUGCUGUGUGGCUGUCUGCUACACCAGACAUGUUUGCAUUUUUGCAGUUGUGCUACCAGUUAGGUACCUCUACUAAGCUGGCUCUUGCUUUCCACCAGACCCUCAUUGAUGUUUAGGCUCUUAGGAUCAUUUGAUAAUGGGGACUCAGUCACCAAUACUCAAAAUAGUUUUGCCAAAAUUUGGAACCCCAGCUCAUAUUAUUCUGGGGUAUUUUUCAGAAACUUUUGGAUGGUUGAAUUCCUGAGAUCAGAGCUUGUACUGAAUAGAAUUUGUUGUGUGAGCCCUGACUGCUGCCAUUGGAACCUGAAAUUUCAUUCAGGGCCAUAAUUUGGUAGCUACAGUUUUACAUGCACCGUAUGGUCUCGGCAGAUGAGUGUAUUGCAUAGCUGCAAAGUUUAAGGUGUUGUGAUGUACUGCACUGCAAUGCAUGUUAAGCAUCAUGCUGAUGCCUAAGGAGUUUAAUCAUGGGUUGAAGCAUACAUAGCAUAACAUUUGAAAAUAUUGCCUUCUAGCACAGUUGUCCAUGUUUUUCUUAGCUUUCAUGUUUCAUGCUUUACUUCUAAGUUGUUGUCAGCUGGCUGGGUUCUCAGGCAGCUUGUUUGAUGAUACUGUAUGGCAUUCUCGAGGCCUUUAAAGGCUUUUGCACUGUAUGACAUAUGGAGUACCAGGCUUCCUUUACUUGGCUACUUGUAGAAGUCUGCUGUAGCUCCAGCUCUGUGUGAUAGUGUUCCAGUAGCACACAUUGUCAGCUUCAUUCUGGAUUACCAGAUCUUAAAAUAUUUUGUCAUGAUUAAAACUAUGUUUAUAUGAGGAGGCUAGAUUCUUCAGUUAUUCCAUAACUUUGAAGUAAUUUUAUAGGCCUAUGGCCAUUUGAGUUUGAUAGCUUUAAGCUUCUAAUCCAUGUGGCUGAAAGAGACAAUUGCCAUUCACAAGUGUGAUGUAGGUUGUGUGAUUGAUAGUUGCCUGACAUAUAGCAUUUGAGAAACAUUUCUCUUCAAAUUAAUGCAGUCAUUAAAGGUGCAGCUUUCAAAACAAGCAUGGCCUGUUCAAACACUGAGCAUUUGUCAUGCAGCUGGUGAUACUUUAAAUCUUCUAGCACAGUACAUUAUUAUGCCUGUGUGUAAAGCUUCACAAACCUAGCAAUAAAGCCUGAGUGUUGGGUCCAUAACCAUUUUCAACUCAUUUUCAUUGUGUGUCCUGUUUUCCUAACACCAAGUCUAACAAACAUUUCAUGUAACCUGUAGAUGAUGGAUAUCUUUGAACACCGAAUCAUCACGUCCGCCCAAAAGCGCAUCUCUCUGGUGCCAUACUCCUUGAAAACCCUGUGCGGAAACAUUUACCUGGACUGGGAUUAUGCCUUUGAUACUCUUAUGGAGCCAUUAUUCUGGAUGGUGGACAACUUUGCCAAGGCUAUUGGCCCGAUCUUCGUGUGCAUGGUGUUUCUCCUGACCGGACUGUUCAUGUACGUGGCAUACACAAUCGGCGUGCCGUACUGGAGAGACCGCAGUACGCCCACCCUAGUCAUCCUCUUCAUCGUGGGCCACUGGAUCUUCGUCAACGUCGUCUUCCACUACAUCUACGCCUUGACCACAUCGCCCGGUCACCCACCACAGGGAGCUCUGGUUCCGGAGACAGCUAGCAUAUGCCGCAAGUGCAUCGCCCCCAAGCCACCUCGCACACACCAUUGUACAGUGUGCAAUAAAUGUGUGCUCAAGAUGGACCACCACUGCCCAUGGCUGAACCAGUGUGUUGGCCACUACAACCACCGCUUCUUCUACAUGUACAUGGUGUACAUGGUGCUGGGCACCCUGUUCGUCAUGGUGUUCGGCUUCGACAUCCUUGUGAAGGAAUACUACGGAGAGGAGCUGGAGCCGGUGCUCCUGCCGGUGGCCGACGAUACCCAUCGUCUUCCAAAUGAGUCGGAGGUCUCUCUUGGGAGCGCAGCACACGCAGCUCCAGGCAACGCCACCAGCUCAUCUGGCUCGCGACGCCACAGAUUUUUCGUUCUGUACGAAUCGCUCACAUCUCUAGGCAUAUUUUUGGCGCUUGGCGGUCUGGUGAUUUGGCACGGCAAGCUCAUUAGCCGCGGAGAAACCAGUAUAGAGGCGCAUAUUAAUGCCAAGGAGACCAAGCGACUUCGCAAACAAAGCAAGUUGUACACAAAUCCCUACGACAUGGGUGCAAGAGAGAACUGGAGAACUUUCCUAGGACUUCGCUCGGGAAGGGGCUGGCGCCACGUGCUGCUGCCGUCUGCUCACCUGCCGGAGCGGGACGGCCUGACGUGGCGCGACCAGCCCAGGCGGCCUCACGUCAAGGUGUUGUAGCCGUAGCCGUACAGCUCGCGCCGACCGCCCCAGGCGUCGCGCCGUACCUGCACAAAUCAAAUACCGAAGCUCGAGCUCGUGUGAAGAGGCGCUCGGCCGACUCACCGCACCAUGACUGGCCUACUCGGUGGCGCCGCUGGGCCGAAGGACAUCCCAUGCAGCGUUGCGCGACGCACUUUCUUUUGUGGCAGAUUUUUGCGGGAAGUUGUGUUUUUAUUGGCAUGCAUCGUGAUAUCUGUACCGGUGGUGAUACGUUUUAGUUCUUUGCAUGAUAUAGAGCACCCCGUAAGGCCUUUGAACAGCGCAAAGCGUGCCACGGGAAUUAUUUUUGUGUUCCGCGCGCGACGCGCCACAUGUUUUUUUAAUUAUUCACGCAUUUGAUGUGUGCAGCAUUGGCGCUGAAUGGUCACAUCUUCAGUCAUGUUUUUGUGGGAUAAAUAUGUGGCUUGAGCGUCAGCUCUGAUCUGAGGAGCUGCUCUAAGUGUGAAGAUCAUGUUCUGAAAUGGAGGAGUAAACAGUGUAAACACGCACAUACCUUUUACAGUGGUCGGGACUGGACGCGAAACGCAGGCGGCAGUACUUUAUUGUGUACGUAGUCCUUCAAAAUGUCGUGGAUGUGUGGUUCACUCAUGAUGCUGAAUGUACCCGGGCAUUACAUAACUGACUUACAGAAUGUGCCGGCGUGGACAUGUGCUGCGCACAGCGCGUGCCGAUCAGGAACGACGCGAACGCAAGGCACAGCGCGGACAUAUGCUCUCACCGCGCGGCUUUCAAAAUAAACGAUUUACGCGAUGACAA
Pollicipes pollicipes is the source of this 3597-nucleotide messenger RNA. RefSeq names its product palmitoyltransferase ZDHHC16. Lineage: Eukaryota; Metazoa; Arthropoda; Thecostraca; Pollicipedomorpha; Pollicipedidae. The record is from RefSeq and is a predicted model, not a curated record. The transcript has 9 exons. The coding region runs from base 1720 to 2799 and encodes 359 amino acids. Gene Ontology annotation, molecular function: palmitoyltransferase activity.